AUGCCUGCCCAAAAGAGACAACCGCGAUUGAAAGAGAGCUGCGAUGCAUGCUCAACAGCCAAAGUCCGCUGCACCAAGGACAAGCCCAACUGCUCCCGCUGUCAGCAGAAAGGCCUGUCAUGCGAAUACAGCUUCUCCCGGCGCGCGGGCCGAAAGACCACAGCCAGCCUGGUCACCAAAGCGGACCGAAGACCAGCCUCACCUUCCUCGAGAGCCUCCUCUCCAAUACCAUUCUGCAACACCCCCUCGGCUUCCUCGUCGCUAGACCAAUCCCCCCAACUCGACCACCACCACCAACUCCCCCACAACCUCACCCCAACCUCCUCCGACUCCGACUCCAGCGACGUCUUCCAAGACAUGUGGUCCUCAGCCCCAACUUACACGACCAACAACCCCUUCUCCUGGGACCUCCAAAACAGCCUCCUAAACCAAUACACCUUCCCGCUGGACCACGCCACCACCACGCAACCCCCCACCGACGUCCUCCCCACCCCCUUCGACCCCAUGGACAUGACCCUAGGCGGCGCCCCGACCGCCCCCAUGAUGGCCCGCAACUUCUCCACCGCCACCGACCUCACCAACAUGUCCGACCUAACCCUCGCCUCGGACAUCUCCUCGACCUCCUCCGCCGCCUCCUCCAUGUGCGAAGCCGUGCACGACGAACUCUCCAACCUCACCACCUUCGCCGAGUCCAUGGAGCGGAAAUUCGACGCCGUCGUGCGCGCCCGCCUGCAGUACCGCGACGUUUACUCGGAGUUCGGCGUGCCCGUCGACGAGAUCGAGGGGCAUGGUCAUCACUCUUCUUCUUCUUCUACUUCAACUUCUGUGGCUGGUGUGGGUGGCAGUCCCGUCGACAGGAUCCUGGGACAGGGAGGCGUGCAGGCCGGGAAAGGGGGUGUUCCCAGUCCGGAUGUGAAUGAGUUGGCGUUUUAUUAUAGUUUGGCGGAGUUGAAGAGGAGAUUGAAGUGGGUGAAGGAGGAUGUGGGGAAUUUGAUGGGGGGGACGACGGCGGCGGGGAUGGCUUGUUAG
Zasmidium cellare ATCC 36951 is the source of this 1029-nucleotide messenger RNA. RefSeq lists its product as uncharacterized. Lineage: Eukaryota; Fungi; Ascomycota; Dothideomycetes; Mycosphaerellales; Mycosphaerellaceae. Gene Ontology annotation, biological process: regulation of DNA-templated transcription. The coding region runs from base 1 to 1029 and encodes 342 amino acids. The transcript has a single exon. The record is from RefSeq and is a predicted model, not a curated record. Gene Ontology annotation, molecular function: DNA-binding transcription factor activity, RNA polymerase II-specific; zinc ion binding.